AUGGACAUGGACAGCGACCUGACGCAGGAGGAGCUGGAGGCGCAGGUGGAGGCGUUCAUGCGGCGGCAGGCGGAGAUUGAGGGUGGCAGCGCGGCGCGCAAGGUGGAGCCCGGCAGGGUGCUGGGAGCAGACGAGGUGUCAGAGGAGGAGGCCAAGCGCAUGUGCCGCGAGGUGGUGGGCAUCCUGCGCACCCUCAAGGAGCAGCGAGACAUGUCGCUGAACGAAGUGCGGCUGACGGUGGCAAUCGAGGACCCGCGCGCGCGGGAGCGCCGCCUCAUGGGCAUGGAGGACAGCAGCGGCAUCUCCCGCGAGGAGAUGGCAGCGGCGCUGAUGGAGGUCUCCGAGGGUCGCAUCCCCGCAGACCGCAUCGCGCUGCGUGAGUUGUGCAAGGAGAUGUCGCAAUGGCCAGCCCUGGACGAGCCCGCAAGAGUUCGCCCCUGGCUGAAGACGCCUGCGGCGGCAGAGGGCGGCGCCGGCAGCGCGCUGACACCCGCGGCCGAGGAUGCGGCGGCGGCGUGGCGGCAGCAGGGCGAGGUGCGGCCGCCCAUGGGGCGCGACCCCACCGAGCAGCCCCGCGGCAUGGCCGACCAGCUGCCCGACUGGGUGGGGUACGGCGCGCUGUACCUCGUCUCCAUCGCGCCGGUGCUCAUCGCCAUCGGCGCCAUCACCGUGCUGUUCCUGAACUCGCUGCGCUGA
Molecule: messenger RNA, 696 nt
Organism: Chlorella variabilis
Lineage: Eukaryota; Viridiplantae; Chlorophyta; Trebouxiophyceae; Chlorellales; Chlorellaceae
Exons: 4
Coding region: 1-696 (231 amino acids)
Source: RefSeq, a predicted model, not a curated record